Grus americana (Whooping crane) is the source of this 3003-nucleotide messenger RNA. RefSeq names its product calcium responsive transcription factor (gene CARF). The coding region runs from base 896 to 2986 and encodes 696 amino acids. Gene Ontology annotation, cellular component: nucleus. Gene Ontology annotation, biological process: regulation of transcription by RNA polymerase II. Gene Ontology annotation, molecular function: DNA-binding transcription factor activity, RNA polymerase II-specific; RNA polymerase II cis-regulatory region sequence-specific DNA binding. The transcript has 14 exons. The record is from RefSeq and is a predicted model, not a curated record. NCBI's taxonomy places the organism in Eukaryota, Metazoa, Chordata, Aves, Gruiformes, Gruidae.
UUCACUGUCCAAUAUUAUCUGUUUGCUUGAAGGUUUAUAGUGGGCAGCUGAGCUCCUUGAAGUAUUUUUCUUUGGGAUAGGAGACAAAUCUCCAAAGUGCCAGGAGCUCCACCUUUUUGUCUUUCACCACAAUUCAUGCCAAAUUUUCAGAUACCUGGUGUUUUUCCUGCCCAAAGCUUGCUGCUGUAGACUAACAAUAGUAUUUUUAUUUCAUUUUUAUGUUGUUUUAUAACCCUUUAAAACAAAUGUAAUUUACUUCAGGAUGGCUGCAUGACAGAGUUGGGUAAUGCAAAUCCUGUCUGUUGAUUAUGGAAGUAGAUGACUAAUAUUUUUGUAAAGCAGUGCUGGCAUAUCUUUCAAUAUCAAGUGUUCUCUAGAUGCGUGUGGUUGUUAGUUGAGUGCUUGUGGACAUAUUUAGAUGAAAAUCAUGAGUGUGUAUGUGUGUUUUGUAUCUGUGUGUACAAUAUCAAGUCAAGCAAAUUGUCUUAUACAAAAGUCUAAACUAUACUCUUGGAGCAACAUACUGAAAUUUUUCUGCAGUGAGUAAUAAAGUGAUAAAGAGGCAAGGAUUUCUUGAGGGGUUUGCUGUUUGCUUGCAAUGGCGUUAGAACUUGUAAGACUAAAGUUGUAAGACCAAAAAAAACCUCCAGCAAUGUCUUGGUUGAGGUUAAAGUACGAAAGGCUGCAAUAAACUUUUGUAACUUUUCCAGGUCAUCUUGUAAUGGAAAAAAAUGGAGCUGAUUGUGACAUUGCUAUGGAAGGCACUAAUGAUUUGUUCAUAGGCAACUGUAAUAGUACAGGAGAGUCAGAAACAAAUGACCAGGUUUUUCAGAAAUUGCUACUCAAGAUUAAAGUACAUUUUACUGUUUUUCCUCUGUGAAAGCAUCUAACCUGCAUGGAUCCCAGGGAUCUGUUGUUUGGACAGAGUGACUCUCCCACAGCCUUGCCCAUCGCAGUACGCCUCUUGGACAGUUCUCCAUCAUUGGCUGCACCCGUGCGGCCAUCCCAGCCGCAGCCUUGCUCUGCAGAGGAGUUCCACCUGGUAGACCAAACUGGGCAGCCUCUCUACGAGCUGCAGGCCCUAGGAGGGCCCAGUGCGCAGAUGAUGAUUGUUGCCAGCCAGUCAGAAAAUGGACAGGUGCUGCAUGUCAUUCCUUCUGCCCAGCCAGGAAUGGCCCAAGUGAUUAUUCCUCAAGGUCAGCUUCUGGAUGUGACCAGCACGCAGGAUGUUUCAGAAGGGAAGUGUGGUGAUGGGAACUUGCAGACUGCGGCGGUGGCUGCUAUAGCAGACAGUGCAAGCAGUUACAUUCUACAUCCACAGGCAUCUCUCACCGUAUCGAAAAACCCAACCACCAGGGUAGUGGAAGAUCCCUUUCCCAUCCCUCUUCAGCCAUUGCCGCCAAAUACACCUGCAUGGGCGUGCCGUCUCAGGAACUGUGAGAAAAUUGGGGACUCGUACCGCGGCCAUUGUGUGAGCGAGACAGAAUUAGAGAGUGUCCUAACGCUACACAAGCAGCAAACACAAAGUGUGUGGGGGACGCGCCAGUCUCCAAGCCCAGCCAAACCCGCCACACGGUUGAUGUGGAAAUCUCAGUAUGUCCCAUAUGAUGGGAUCCCCUUUGUCAAUGCAGGAAGCAGAGCCAUUGUAAUGGAGUGCCAAUAUGGACCAAGGAGGAAAGGGUUCCAGCCCAAAAAAGCUGGUGAGCAGGAAAGCACCUCCGGCCAUCUGUACAAAGCCACUUGUCCAGCAAGGAUCUAUAUUAAAAAGGUUCAAAAGUUUCCGGAAUACCGAGUUCCUACUGACCCUAAAAUUGACAAGAAAAUCAUAAGAAUGGAGCAGGAGAAAGCAUUCAACAUGCUGAAGAAGAACUUGAUAGAUGCUGGCGGUGUUCUCAGGUGGUAUGUACAGUUACCCACUCAGCAAGCCCACCAAUAUCAUGAAAUGGAAACUUCCUGCCUCCCUUCUUCACCGUCCCAUUUUUCUGUGUCUUCUCCUGAGGAGGAGGAGGAAGUUGUUAGAGAUGAGAACUGUACUCUGCCUUCCCGACUUCAUCCUCAAGUGGCAGACAAGAUCCGAGAACUGGUGUCUCAGGGAAUAGAGCAGGUCUAUGCAGUGAGGAAGCAACUAAGAAAGUAUGUGGAAAGAGAAUUAUUCAAGCCUGAUGAAGUGCCAGAAAGACAUAACCUGUCCUUCUUCCCCACUGUGAAUGACAUCAAGAACCAUAUUCAUGAAGUGCAGAAGUCCCUGAGGAAUGGUGAGAUGGUGUGUAAUUCAGAAAGUAUCCCAGCAACGCUGCAGUGGACCACGGACAGUGGAAAUGUUCUCACAGAAACAGUGACUGUUACGUUUGCGUCACCACCUUCAGAUGGGAGCUCAGCAGGGGAGUCAGACGUCACCAAAGCAGAAUCCAACCACAGCGGGGAGUCCUUGCUACCAGAAACAGCUCAGCUGUUGUCUUCGCUCUCUUCACUUCAGCCCAAGAUAUUUGCACAACUUCAGGGAUUACAGCUGCAGUCAACUUUUACCUCCACAAAUGGAUCAACAGCCCUGAUAGCUGUAAAUAACCAUUCCCCUCCCAGCCCUGCAAGUCUCCUGGAUUCCAUAGGGAGUGCAAUAACCAACCAUUCUCUCGUACUUGGUCAGGGACACAGUCUGCAAGCAGGUGCUGGUCUAACACGGCAUAGCACUGCUGCCUCUGCUUUUGGGACUCUGCCCGGCUCUGAUCAGAGUCUGGUCACCAUGGGCCAGUUGGUAGCAGUUGGAGGGGUAGAUGACUCCAGAAGCCUAGAAGGAGGCAUCCAUCAGAUUCUUCUGGGAGAUGUACAGACUAUUCCAGUACGAAUUGUGGACAGCCAUCCAGCACUUACUGAAGAAAAUACAGAGGGUGUUAUCUGUGUGAGCCAAGUUAAACAAGAGCCACGGGAAAAAGCAUUGUCUGCGGAGCCAGAUAAAAUCAGAGACUGCCAUAGUCCCUCACCUAUUUAAAUCAGUGAAGCCCGGAA